Messenger RNA from Orbicella faveolata, 2027 nucleotides. RefSeq lists its product as uncharacterized. Gene Ontology annotation, biological process: nucleoside metabolic process. The record is from RefSeq and is a predicted model, not a curated record. Gene Ontology annotation, molecular function: methylthioadenosine nucleosidase activity; adenosylhomocysteine nucleosidase activity. Gene Ontology annotation, cellular component: cytosol. NCBI's taxonomy places the organism in Eukaryota, Metazoa, Cnidaria, Anthozoa, Scleractinia, Merulinidae.
AGUGGGCCGCACACCCCCACCCAACUUUUCUGAAAGUACCCCCCCUCCCCUGGGACAUACAUGUACAUAUAUCCAUGUGUAUAUUGCCACACUUGUCUUCUUAUUUUCUAUGUACUUUAGGGAUCACUCAAGAACCAAGAUUUUACUGAAUACAGAGACAUAUAUCCUGAAUAUUCAAUGAUUUUCAAUUAUUGUAAUUAGAGGAACACUCCCAAAAACAGUUGAUAAAAAUGGCAAAAGCUGCAAAGAACACUACUGGUAGCAAUUCAAAUGAUGGCAGUGAUGUUCCCCCUGAGCUUAGUUUCAGCCUUCCAUCGAUAAAGGAUAUUCAAGCGCCAAUUAAGGAUCAAAAUGACCUGAAUCUCCCUGUUGAAAUUCUUUUGGUGACUGUCACGAACUGUGAGUUCAUAGCUUGUUAUAUGCAGUUAGAAGAUCCAUUGCAAUGCUACUUUCAUGGUAUUGGUUAUGUUUACUUUGGACAUGAGGGUACACGACAAGAGAAGAAAGUGAAUAUUGCUUUGAUUAGAUGUGACAAAGGUUCAGCUGGUCCUGGCAGCUCUCUGAUUACUGUGAAAAAUGCCGUCACUGUACUCGGACCCAAGGGUGUGAUUUCUGUGGGAACCUGCAGUGGUCUGAACCCAGAGAAAACGAAGUUAGGAGAUGUUGUUGUCUCUGCGAAAAUAUCAACUUAUGCAUCCAAAGUUGUCACCAGUGAAGGAGAGCAAUCAUCUGGCAUGAGAAGUUAUGUUAGCCGACAUUUUCUUGACCUCAUCAAACAUGCAGACCAUGGCUGGAAGGCACCCUUGAAAAACCCAGAAGCACAACAAGUCAAAGUUCAUUGUGGUGAGGUUUUAAGUGGUCCAGAGCAGGUCAGUGCUGGAUGGCGACGUGAGGAACUGGCUAAGUCCCAUCCUAUGGCAAUUGCGAUUGAAAUGGAAGGUGAAGGUAUUUUCACGGCAGCAUUUGAUCUUCAGAUUGAAUGGCUAGUAGUGAAAGGCAUUGCUGAUUAUGCUGAUGAUACUGAGAGCAUGUCAGAGAAUUGGAUUACUUUUGCUAGCGUGAUGGCUGCUUCAGUUGUUGCAAAUAUUUUGAAUGAUCCCGUCGUUUUCCAGGAAUGGCCCCAUUUCAAAGCCGCUUCUCUUGGGAUAACAGUUGAUUGUGAAACUGUUAAAGCAAAAAGACUGGAAAGGACUUCAGAUUCAACAAACUGGGCACAAUGUAAGGAAGGAGCUGUAGGAGCAGUGCCGAUAGAGGAAUAUACUCCCACAGGAAGUGAAAUGUAUCUUAAAUUUGCAUGGGAUCUCUAUAAGGCUGCGAAACCAUCUACCAUAAAGGAAUUUCACGACUUCUUUGAUUAUCUAGUCUUUGUGAAACGUCUUGUUAUCGAAGAUGUUAAGUCUGGAAGUCUGCUAAUCACAGUCAAGUGUGCGUCAUUGCAGGUCCUUGAAGAACUCUGGGCUGACUAUACAUGUGGGCAUCUGAAUGAAGUGGUACAAAAAUGUCUUGUAACAAAGGAUAUCCUUACUGAACUUGGCCUUGCCGAGUUGAAGCUGAAGACUACUAUAAGAGAAGAUGAUUACAAGGAAUGUAAACAAUUCUUCCAAGAAUUAGCAGAAAAGCAGAGCUCAUUGCGGCAACCAAAGAUAGUGGUACCAAGUACAAGUAGCCAAGAUCCCAAAUGCUUCAAAGUGGAAGCAGAAAAGCAGAGUUCAUCGCAGCAAUUAAUGGGAGCGGUACUAAGUACAAGUAGCCAAGAUCCCAAACGCUUCAAAGUGGAAGGUAUUUAGCAAUUCUGAUCAGUUCUUUAAAUUGAAAUAGAGACUUUAUAAUCACGUUAUGCAUACACUACAGUAUUAGAAAACUGCAUUAAAAAUGUGGUUUAUCAUGCUCUUUUUAGUGCAGAGUACACUAUUUGGGAGCUGCCAUCCACUAAGGUGCUAUGGAAGUAAGAUGCUAAGGCAAUAAGGCGUAAACUUUAAUGUUUGUUUAAUUAAUUAAUUAAUUUCAAUUAAUAAUUAAUUAGUCUA